AAGUCCCUGUCCCUCCUGCCUGUCUGCUGUUUCCUGGUGUCACUGAGAACAAGUUUCUAAAGAACUUCCUACGCCUCAGGCUUGAUACUGGAGGCCAGGAGUCCUGGAAAUGUUCCUGCAAGUAUUUCUGUCCUUGAAGCCUUGAGGCCAUCAGCCAGGGGAGCUGUAAACAGGAGGAAGAAGGGGAUGCGCCCACGGGAGCCUGCCACAGCCACCUGAGCCUGCAAUGCUACCUCCAGACCUGCCUCCCAGGCGCUUUCCAGAGAUGGAUUAUUUUACUUUCCUCGUGGCUCUUCUUCAUGUACACAAAGCUCUAGGUGAAGAGAUAUUUUGGGACACAAGAGUCAAACUUGCAGAGACUCUGACUCUCGAGUGUCAGUAUCCAUUGGGCACCUUAGUCCAGAUGGAGUGGUUCAAGAUCAAUGCAACGGGGAAAGAGGAAAUAAGGGAGCCCUAUGUUGGUAGGGUUUACUUCUUGAAGUCAACCUCGGGUCCCAACGAUAUGAUGCUGGCUUUUCACAAUGCCUCUGAGGCUGACGUCGGUUCCUAUUCCUGCCUUCUUGAAAUAUUCCCAUAUGGAUCUUGGGAAAAGGUGAUACAGGUGGUUCCAUCAGAUAGCUUUGAGAUAGCUGUGCCAUUGAAUAGCCAUGUGGUCUCAGAGCCUGGAGAAAACAUCACAUUCAUGUACGAACUUCAAAUGAAGGGUCCCAUGCAACAAGUCACAUGGGAAAAGGUCCAGUCCCAUCAGAUCGACCUCCUAAUCAGCUGCAACUUAUCCCAAGGGAAAAGCUUCCCCUCAAGGUUUAGGAGGCAAAUCCUGAGCAACUGUAGCCAGGGGAUGAGAAGGAGCUUUAUCCUCAUGCCCCACGUCGUGGCCUCUGACUCCGGACUUUACCGUUGUUGCUUCAAGGCCAGCACAGGAGAAAAUGAAACCUUUGUAGUAAGGUUGACCGUAACUGAUGGUAAAAACGACAACCAGUAUGUCCUCUGGAUGGUUGUAGGGGCAGUUUUAUCGUUGCUGUUUGUUAUCCUAAUUGCCGCUGUCAUUGUCAUUCUGUAUAACAGGAAGAGAAGGAGACAGAAAAGUGUCCAAGGUAAAGAGUCCCAGGCCACACAGAAUAAGGCAUCCAACAACUACAGAAGUUCCUUCUCCAUCAGUCAACCAUCAGAUGGUGCAGGAGAGGACAUUUAUGUCAACUACCCAACCUUCUCCCGGAGACCGAAGACUAGAGCCUAAGCUUUUUUCUUGAUCUGAGCAAACUUAUGACUGUUAAAUCCAUGGAUCUUUAUACAAUUUCUUCCCACUAUUCAAUGUCUACCCUGGAUGCCAGUAGACUGAAUAUAUUUUACUUUUUUCAAUCCAAACAGCACCCUAUUUAAUUCCCCAACAAAAUGAUGGAAAAAAGAUUCUCAGUACUACAUUUACAUAUGAAAUCUCCACCUAGUAAGUAAUAGAAGCCUAUGUGCCAAUUUCUAAAAACAGUUAUAAGAUACAUACACAAUUGUGGGUAUAUUAACAAAACAGAAUAUGACAAAAUGUUAAAGACAAUCUCCUGUCUAUGGGUCUCAUCACCUCUGACCUGAAGGGGCAGCUGUGAUGGCCUGGAAGACAUCAGAGCCUCUUCUGCUUCCUCAUCCCAGGACUGUGCUCAGGGCAUAGAGGUGCCUGUCUGUCUUGCCCCCGAGCUACAGUGCAAGCCCUGCUGCUGGCCUGGACACCAAACCACCAGAUCCACCUGCUCUUGUUCUCCCUGGUGUUGGUGACCUAUACCAUCUAGAGAACAUUCUUAACAGAAAUGUUUCAGUCAACCCGACUCUAAUUAGCUUAGACAUGAAAGGCAGCUUACUGACUCAUGUAAUGGAGCCUUCCGGGGAGGUCAAGCUUCAGGCAAAGGUUAUUGACCAGGACUUAAAUGUCAUGUCUGAAAUCAAGUGUGGGCACAAACCAGCUUCUGGAUCCCUUUCCAUGGCAUUGGAUCCACUUCACUGGUGUUGGUCUAACUCUGUGGUUGGCAAACUGCGGCUUGCGAGCCACAUGUGGCUCUUUGGGCCCUUGAGUGUGGCUCUUCC
Molecule: messenger RNA, 2070 nt
Organism: Myotis davidii
Lineage: Eukaryota; Metazoa; Chordata; Mammalia; Chiroptera; Vespertilionidae
Gene: CD226
Product: CD226 molecule
Biological process (GO): positive regulation of Fc receptor mediated stimulatory signaling pathway; positive regulation of mast cell activation; positive regulation of natural killer cell mediated cytotoxicity directed against tumor cell target
Cellular component (GO): external side of plasma membrane
Source: RefSeq, a predicted model, not a curated record